AGAAGCAUGUGAAGCCAGAGCGGCGCUCACACUCAAGAAGCAACAGCUACAGCAACAGCCUCCUCCUUCCCCAUUCCUCCUUUCCUCCCCAAUUAUCCCAAUUCAGUGGGAGAUGGAGGGCAUCCCGAGCUGCUGAGAAGCACUGACCGACUGAACGAAGAUAAAAGUCUGCGUUGUGGGAAAUUUCAUUACUCAUUUUAUUUUAUUUUUUGUGUGUGGAGGAGACGAGCAACAAGGUUGAUGUGCUGGAGAAAAGCCUCCUGGUAGGAGGGAGAGCAGCAGAGAAAAAACGGGAAGAAAGCAAACGACGACCGGGUCUGACACUGCCGCCGAUUCCAAGGUCUGAAAGUAAAGCAGAGUGAGGGGGCGCAGAAGAUCAGAGGGCUCGCACGUGUUGGGUGGUGACCCCCACUCGAGGACCAAGAGGGGAGGAAAGCAAAUUCAAACAGGGACGCAGCUGGAAAGAUGGGAAGGCAUCGGGGAGCACAUUUCAGUCCUGGGAGUCUGGUGCACUGACCCUGCCUUCAACAGGCGAGGAGUCAGAGGACCAGGGUCAUGACUGGCUUUUCUGGCCCUGGUCAGUGUGCCUUAGUGCCAUGGCUGAGGGUGUGGAGAUGGGUUCUGGCCACCUCACUGGUCGCUGGGAUUACCCUGACUCUACCAGGGAACAGCCAGGCCUGUCCUCCACGGUGUGAGUGCUCAGCUCAGCUGAGGUCAGUGUCAUGCCAGCGGCGGCGGCUCGUCAACAUCCCUGAGGGCAUUCCCACCGAGACAAGGCUUCUGGACCUCAGCAGAAACCGGCUUCGCUGGGUGCAGGCGGGUGACCUGUCACCAUAUCCACGGCUGGAGGAGGUGGACCUCAGUGAGAAUCUCAUCGCCACCUUAGAGCCCAACGCCUUCUCAGCCCUUCAGAAUCUUAAAGUGCUAAAGCUUAGGGGAAACCAGCUGAAGUUAGUGCCCAUGGGAGCCUUUGCCAAAUUAGGAAACCUGACCAGCCUUGACCUGAGUGAAAACAAGAUGGUGAUUUUGCUAGACUACACCUUCCAGGAUCUGAGGAACCUGAAACACCUGGAAGUUGGAGACAACGAUUUGGUUUACAUUUCUCACAAGGCUUUCUCAGGAUUGCUGGGACUGGAGGAUCUCACAAUAGAACGCUGUAACCUGACAUCCAUUUCUGGCCAGACGUUGUCCUAUCUCCGCAGUCUGGUCACUCUUCACCUUCGUCACCUCAGCAUCAUUGCCCUGGAGGACCAGAAUUUUCGAAAGCUCUACAGCCUACGGGGUCUGGAAAUUGAUCACUGGCCAUAUCUUGAGUACAUCUCCCCUCUCAGUUUUCAGGGUCUGGAUCUCCACUGGCUGUCCAUCACAAACACUAACAUCACAUCCGUACCAUCUUCCUCUUUCAAGAAUAUGGUGCAUCUCACCCACCUCAAUCUUUCUUACAAUCCCAUCACCACAUUAGAACCUUGGGCCUUCAAGGACUUGUUGAGGUUGAAAGAGCUCAUCAUGGUAAGCACAGGGUUGGUGACUGUCGGGCCCCAUGCCCUCGGCGGCCUCAGGCAGAUACGGGUGCUCAACUUCUCCUCCAACGACCUGCAGACGCUGGAAGAGAGCUCCUUCCACUCUGUCAACAGUCUGGAGACCCUCAGAGUGGACGAGAACCCCCUGCUGUGUGACUGCCGUCUGUUGUGGAUCCUGCAAAGGCGCAAGACCCUCAACUUUGACGGCAGGGUGCCGGUGUGUGCAGGGCCAGUGGAGGUGCAGGGGGUCAGCCUCAGCGCCUUCACUGACUCUGCACUGUUCGAUCACUUUACAUGCCAGAAACCUAGAAUACGCAACCGUAAGAUGCAGAAGGUGGUUGCUAAUGAAGGCCAGGCUGUGAGUUUUUUGUGUCGAGCUGACGGAGAACCCACGCCAGCGAUCGUCUGGAUUUCACCACAACGCAGACGGAUAACAUCCAAGACUCCAGGUCGCAUCACUGUUCUCCCGAGUGGGACCCUGGAGAUCCGUUUUGCCAAACUCACUGACACAGGAACAUACAUUUGCAUCGCCAGUAACGCUGGCGGCAACGACACUUACUUUGCCACUCUCACAGUGCACGGGCAGCCGAUGGACGCCGCCUCUGCCUUCUUUCUUAACCGCUCGAUGUACAGCGGAGAGUUUUUCAACGACACAAAUAUGAACAGCACACGGGUUUUCCUGAAGUUCACCUUGGACCUAACAACCAUCUUGGUCUCCACAGCGAUGGGCUGCAUCACCUUCCUGGGAGUUGUCCUCUUCUGUUUCCUGCUGUUGUUUGUGUGGAGCCGGGGGCGGGGCCAACGCAGGAACAACUUCACAGUGGAGUACUCCUUCCGGAAAUCUGAACCCACAACCGGGAGCUCUUCAGGAGGGACACGGAAGUUUAACAUGAAAAUGAUAUGAAACAACGCAGCCAGGGGUCCCUCAGGGGAGGCAUGAACACGUUCCACACGCGUGUUUAAUGCAUGCAAACACACACAGCCACUGUCUCACAAAGAAGUUUGAAAACACUAUAGAAGCUUUUCCAAUCUCAAAUGAGCAUCUCACUUCUUGGGGGGGAGCUAAGUUGGUAUCCCUGGUUCCUCCGCACCAUAUUUUUCUUCAUCAGCUUAAAGUUAAAAUAGUUUUUUACUUAUAAUGUCCGAAAAAAUGAGUUGUAAAUUUAAACUACUGAUUGGAACGCUUUAAAAAAAACAAAGGUAAUGGAGUGUGUUACAUUAAAAAGAAACUUUAAUUUAGUUUGCAUGAAUAUUUCUACUUUAAAGAGAUUUUUUUUUCUGAAGGGUUUGAUUAUAGGCCUCAAAUUAGAACAAAGCAUGCAGAGUUCUAACAUUUACUAUACAGUAACGACAGUUAAGCUGAAUUCAUGGGUUCAGUUCUCUCAUUGACAUCAUUUUCCAAUGUCCAUCAAAGAUGGAAAAUAAAAGCACGCUGUUUUCUCUUUGUGAGAUCUUGCCAUGGCACUAGCUGUGUGAGUUUGGGACGAGCGCACUGACCGAGAAGGACUGUGGCUGCCUGUGGCCCGGACAGGUUGCUUACCCUGCUGCCACAGGCUGCCACGUUCAGCAUGGCUGCCAACACAGAGGAGACGAAAGAGCUGUGGGCAGAACGCCGCUGCAAAGUUCCCUCUCUAUCAGCAGACAUCAUUGGGACUUUUUUCCAUAGAGAGUCAAACCUGCCGGCUUUCUACUCCUUCAGCUCUUGUCUCUUAGGUUGGGGCUAACCUGACCUCACCAGGGCUGCCCGGGGGGAGCAGCUUGGAGAGUUGGGUCUGACUCAGAGACAGAAAUUGGGCCCACAGUCCACACUGAAGAGUUCACAUGACAAAUACCUUUUUACCUGUAGCUCAAGAGCAGCACCUUUUCUCAGGAAGAGUGGAAAAACUUGCCCAGUGGGUCUUGUUAUACAAACCUACUAUAUUUAAAGAAAAAAUAUUCCAGCAAUACUAUAAAUACAGCCAUAAACAAAUGUUUUUUCUCCAAGAUGAUUCCUAAACAUGAGAGAAAAAGAAAGAAAACUCAUUAUUUGGUUAUAGUUUUUUUUACAGAAGUGUCUACAUGAUUCAUAAAAUCACUUCCUGAACUCCUUAUCUUCAUGUGUAUUUUCAACCCGCAGCACACAAGGACAGGAAAUGGCAUAAAUGAAUUUUUUUUCAAGAAAACCACCACAGAAACUUCAGUGUGAUGCUGGCUGCCCUCUCUCUGCCUCUGACACGGCCAGUGCGCGAAUGUCUCUGCCCCCCCUAGCCCAGUGCAUCCCCCCCCUCUAUCCACCUCCCCAAACACCCCCACUGGGUCCUCCUUUGGGAGGGGUCCCUGGCUGGAGACAGGUUUCAAAUGUAAAUGAAGUCAUGUUAACCCUACCCACACCAUGUGCGUCGUACAGUGGAGAGUAGUACUGUGGUUUUUAUGGUUAAAAAAUAAUGAAAAGUUUCUUUGGGGUUUCUUCUUGUUUGUCCUUUUUUUGUGUUUUUUCAGUUUUUGUUCUCCGUGACCUUUUUGGUUGUUUACUGUUUUACAGUUCCUAGUCCUCCAUAUUGGUUGGUUUCUGUUCUCAACUCCAUAGAAAGCACACUGCUGAUCCAGUUUAUUACGAAAUGAGCCCAGAUUAAACGAUGGAAAAUGGAAGUAACCCAAAGGUGGGUAAGUAAUUAUGACAGGAAAUCAAUAUUUCAGUUGGCAAUGAUAUAGAAAUAAAACAAAUCUUCUUAUCAGAGCUGGAUUCAGUCAGAAAAACUAUAGACUUGUUGAAUUCAAAAACAAAAGCUAGUUAUUAUUUCAUCAAUAAUAACUUUUCUUUGGGUGCAGAGCUGCUUUAAAAAAAAUCUGUGAAAGGUCCUGUUUAAUCAGUUAACAGGUUAAAAUUGGUUUAAAAGAAAGUUACUUUGAAAAUCUCUUAUUUGUGGCUAUCCUCUGUUACACCACCAACAACUUUGUUGUUGCUUGUGUAUUAAUAACCGUAAAUGUGAAGCUAUCAACACACCACCCUCAGGCAGUAACUUCUAACGAAAAAUCUAUGUAAAUGCGCAUAAAUGUGUGAUUCCCAUGGCGCAUACAUACAUACUGGAUGCAUGGCCAUUCAACAAGUGUUGCAAAUAAAAUCAAAGCUUCAAGCUACCCCUCCCCUUCCUCCCCCCUCUACGAACUAUGGCCACGUCAUUCCUGCCCACCUCUACGCAGCACAGUCGCUCUAAACGCCCACCUUUGAUAAAGUCAAAGCUCCUUCUGCUAACUAUGUUAAUUAUGCUAAUGAGGCUAAAAGUGCUAGCAUUGCGAUCAGCAUCAUCAACUGACUCAGAAAAACACAUUGCUUAAGAAGCUAAUUAUGCUAAGUAUGCCAGUUAUGCUAAUGUGGCUAAAAGUGCUAGCUAAGAAAUCAGAAUCAUCAACUCACUCAGACAAACACAUUGCUUAAGAUAAUCAUAUUGGUAAUAUGUUACGUUAAUAGGAAAUCCACUUUUUCUUCAACACGCGGGUUUUCUGUUAAUUUGAUCUCCAUAGCAACCAUUUUAUGUUUUGGUCGCCUGGGGACAACGAAAAGAUCAACGUAAGUUCAGACGAAUCAGAAAAAGUACACUUUUGAAUGUCCUUAGCAACAGAAGUUUAUUGCUAACCUGGAUCACAUUCCUUUCAUGUCCAUAUCCAGUGUUUUUCAAUGUGUUCAGUUCUAGCCAUGGAUCUAUACAUUCAAUUUUCACUGUAUUCCAUUGAAAGAUAUGGGAGUUAUAACAGUGCGCCACUUUUGCUAGCUUGCGACAAUUGAUACAAUUCUUGAUAAAAAUCCCAAGGACAAGUUUACCAUUGUAUUCAGUAGUAAAGGUACUUUUUUUUGAAAAUCCAAGAUGGUUGCCUUUUUUAUCAAAGGUCGAUGAAACUCCAGAAGUGAUUGUAGACUUACGCUAGCAACAUGUGCGUGAAAUUUUGAAAACGGCUUAAAGAAAAGUUAAUUUUUCCAUAUUGUUUAAAAACGCACAAAUUGUGAAACCGCCAAACCAUGAUGAUUUCAAAACUUCGUUUGGAUAUGCCUGACAAGGUGUUAUCAGUUUCGUUAGUUAGUUUAGUUGAUUCUUAAAAGAAAAUUCUGAAUAUUUUUUUUUAGCCGAGUCGACACUUUUUUUGCAACAGUUUUUUGUGUACUACGCCCACAUUCUUUAACAGUUUUGUCGUAUGUUACAUUGUUUUGUUCAGCGUGGGCCAGGGAAUCGCAUGUUUAAUUUUCAUGACAUUCCGAUGAAAAACUGUAUGAGCUAGCUAAGAUCGCAACGGUUGCAGUUCACCACGGACGCGCCGUUCAAAAUCUACAACUUUUAAAUCCAACGUUUUGUCCACAGUAACUAACCAUGGAUGCCCGAGAAGUUACGAGACGAUCGCUAAAAAUCCCUAGGACGAAUUUUCUGGAUGUAAAAGUGAUUUUUUUUUAAAAUGCAAGAUGGCAGCCUUUUCCCAAGGUCAAAGGUCAAAGGUCAACGACAC
This is a messenger RNA of Oryzias latipes (Japanese medaka), 5993 nucleotides long. It is a transcript of the gene lingo3b, whose product is annotated as leucine rich repeat and Ig domain containing 3b. The record is from RefSeq and is a predicted model, not a curated record. Gene Ontology annotation, cellular component: plasma membrane. Gene Ontology annotation, molecular function: protein binding. Lineage: Eukaryota; Metazoa; Chordata; Actinopteri; Beloniformes; Adrianichthyidae.